Molecule: messenger RNA, 4791 nt
Organism: Stylonychia lemnae
Lineage: Eukaryota; Ciliophora; Spirotrichea; Sporadotrichida; Oxytrichidae
Source: the annotation of a GenBank genome assembly
AUGGGUAACACCAAGGGAAGAUUCGAUGAUAAGUAAGAAAUUCACAACAGUUCGUAGAGCUUUGCGGCUAGACUAACUGAGUCCUAGCUGAUUGUAAAUGAUCAUGAGGACGAUAAUAAGGAUAGUUUUUAAUAGUCGAGAAAUUUUAAGCUCUCCGGAUUCGAUUCCAGUCUCUACAAAGAAUGCAAUCAUUAUAAGAGAGAGGGUAAAUUUUAAGUGUAAUUAACUGAUUCAGGAUAAUUACUUUGCAAUAACUGCUAGAAUGGUGACUAUCAAGGCUAAGCAACAGGAAGAUUAAGGUGCACAUUAAACAGAGAAAGAGCUGCAGCAUUCGACAACGAUGAAAGGAAAAGAGUUUCUGAUAACAAAACAAAUAAGAAUUUAAGAGGAGUUAAUAAUAGCAAGCGGAAAAAGAUAUAGCCUCAUCUAGAGGACUUUGAUAUUGUUAGAGUUAUCGGCAAAGGCGGCUUUUCGACAGUAUUUCAAGUCAGAAGGAAAGAUGAUGGGGCUAUCUAUGCGAUGAAAUGUUUGAAAAAAUCUCAAAUUAAAAGGGAAAAUAAGGUCAGGCAUGUGAUGAAUGAACGCCAGAUUCUUCAGAAUGUGACUCAUCCCUUUAUAGUAAAAAUGAACUGGGCUUUCCAAUCUGUAAUAACUUUAUACUUUAUGAAUAAUUAGGAACACUAUUUGUUUAUUAUAUUGGAAUUUUGUGCAGGUGGAGAGAUAUUUUAUCAUAUGAAUAAAGUGCUAAGAUUCUCAGAGAAAGUUGCGAAAUUUUACUUUGCUGAAAUCGUUUUGGCUUUGGAAUAUUUGCACUCUUAAGGGAUCUUCUAUAGAGAUUUGAAGCCUGAAAACAUUUUACUAGACUAGGAAGGACAUGUUAAAUUAGCAGACUUUGGUAUAAGUCGAAUAAAUUUUCAAGAAAAAGAUAGAUCUACCUCAUUUUGUGGUAGUCCUGAGUAUAUGAGUCCCGAAAUGCUUAAGCCUGGAAGACUUCAUGGAAGGUCUGUGGAUUAUUAUGCCUUAGGGGCAUUGCUUUAUGAAAUGCUUACUGGGCUACCUCCUCACUUUUCCGAAAACAGAGAUGAAAUGUAUAGAAAGAUAAUACACAAUAAUGUUGAAUUUCCAAGAUAUCUCUCACCUAUGGCAAAAUCUAUCCUCCGAGGAUUAUUAAUGAAAAACCCUGAAUAAAGACUUGGUGCCAAAUAUGGCAUUCAAGAAAUCAAAGAUCAUCCAUUUUGUAUCGAUAUUAACUGGGAUGAUGCAAUUUAGAGAAAAUUAUUACCACCAAUCAGACCUUCAUAAAAAUAUUCAAACUUUGAUCCUGAAUACACAAGUUUACCAGUUAGAUUUACUUUCGAGGAAGAUUUUGUUAAGCCUAAUCAUACAAGGAGAAAGAGUGACCCAGGUCUUGAGUUAAAUUAUUCAAAAGAGAGGACUUCUGAUCCUUAAAGCUCUAGCAGAGCAGGGACUGGAAUGUAAUCUGUUUUUAAUUCAAUAGGUCAGGCUAUUGUCUAUCCUAGCUUUGUUCAUGAGAGAGCAUUAUAUGAAUCUUAGAAUAAUACUAAUAAAACACCAACUAGUUUUAAAGUAUCAUAGUAAAAAGGACCUUUUGGAGUUGGAGAUGAACUUAAUGGUGAAGGAUCUCCUCAGUAUAGCAGACCCCCAUCAUCAACUUUUAGAGGUUAUUCAUUUAUGAACUUCAGAAAUGACUCCAUUUCCUCAGUAGAGUAAAAUAACCUAUCUGACAAUGCUAAAUAGAGCUAACAGCAUUCACCGAAUACUUAAAAGGUAACUCAGAAUUAAUAAUAACUCCAUUCCUAAGUUCAAACACCUUAACUAAAUCAAUAAAAUUCAUAAACAUAGCAAAUAGGCUUCUUGAAUACUUAAAACUUGUAAAAUUCUUAGCAAAAGCACAUAGUUACCAAUAUUAAUCCUCAAAAUGGUCUCUUCAAUAUAAUAGAUGAGUAUCAAUUCACCUCUUCCUAAAGAAGUAGAUCAAUCAGCUUUGCAAAUUAAUCUAUACUAACUGAGGGGAUCGACUUAUAAAAAAAUGUUUAUUCAAUGAAUUUCAAAAGUUUUAACAGUUUCUUCAAUGAGAUUUAGUUCAAAGCUAAUGAGUAUGAAUUUAAUGCGUUUAAUCAUCAGUUUCCAAAGAAAUGGUAAAUGCCUGUGGCUUUUGUAAAUAAACUCAGACUUGACUAGAGAUAAUUACAAUAAAUUAUUGCAAAUCAAAACAUACUCCCUGCACCUGUAGCUUAACUAACAGAGGAAGUGAUUCUAUAAGAUGCACUCAAUAAUUUCGACUAUGUUGAUGAUGGUUAUCAGUGGCCUAUGAUUAUUAAGAACAUGCCUGACAUACUUGAAGUAGUUGAAACAGAAGGAAGGUAGUAUGAGUCUCCAAAAAAUAACUCUGUCAAUCAUUAGUUACUAAUGGAUUCAAAGAUCCUCAAUGAUACAUUCAUUAGAAUUAGCAAUGAUAGUAUUCAUGAAAAAGUAACCUCCAUCCUAUUAACUGAUAAAACUCAAAACCUAGACUAGUUUACUAAAAAUUUAAUCAGGUUUAAUGAUGAGAUUAAUAAUGUCAAAAGUGAGAGAAAAAGGAAGCCAGCCCCUAAAAUUAGACAUGAAAACUAAGAAAAUUAGGACUAAGAAGAGCAGUAAAAAAUUAUUCUAGACUAACUUGACAGGAGAAAAGGGGCAUAGAGUCUUUACACAAAUAUUAAUCCUCUUAACGUAGAAAAUAGAAUCAGAAUAGAAAGCAAUUAUACAACUAGAAGCGGUGAGAGGCUAACCGACAUAGCUGAAAUUGGAAGUGUAAGGUCAGGUGGAAAAUAUAUGAUAAACUCUCCUCCUAAGAAAGGUUAAGAAAGUUAAUUGAAAUUAAAGUAAAAAGCUGCAACAAUGUAUGGUCCUAAAGACUAAAAAGAUUUUUUAGGAAAAAGUGACUCUCUCAUAAAAUCACCGAUGAGUAAUGAAUCUCAUAAUAAGAUCUAAAAUACUAGGCAAUAAUUAUAGAAAAUAGGAAAUACACUUAUGUCCCCAAAGAUUAUAUCUAAUAAGCCAUAGCUCAUCUAAGAAAUUACACCUAAAUCUACAAUGUCAAAUACUAUGAAUCCAACUACAGCUUUGGUCUCCCCAAAAACAACUAUCAGAAAUUUGCAGUUUGGGGAUAAGAAGACAUCCACUCCUAUUAAUAACUCUAGCAAGCCUAAAUUUAAUAUAAACUAAAAUAAUAACAAUGUGAAAUCAAGAAAUACAGCCUCGAGUUAGCAUCUACAUCAUUCAGCGAAUAGUGUUUUAGCUGGCUAAAAUGCAACCUCAGACAAAAAGUUGGGUUCUAAUGCACUAAUGAGAAAAACAUAGCUUGAGUAAAUAGAUGAAUUCGAAAUGCUACCCAAAGAUUUGACAGGAAGUUUGCUGAAAUCUGCUUAAAAAAUGCCUCAACUUCACCAGUCUAAUACAUUAGAACUUCCAAAGCAAAGCAAAAGCAAGAUCACAAGACUAAGUUCUCCCAAAAAUGAUUAGAUCAUAACCUCUUAAAAAACAGCUCCGUUAUCUAAAAAUUCAGGAUAAAAGUAAACAGCUACCAACCAAGGAUAAAGCAGCGCAAAUAACAAAAGCAGAGUUAAAACAAAUUCUUAAUACGUUUCAAAUACCACAAAUGGUAGCACAUUCAAAGGCUUCUUUGCCACUCAUGAAUUUUAGAAAAAUUAAGACAAAUUUAUAGCUGCUCCAUAGAAACAGAGAAUGCCAAAGUCAUAAGAAAGAGAAGCUGCAACAACCAAUUCUGAUCACACUUUGGAUGAUGUGGAGGAUAAUGUUGAUGAGUUCGUUAUAAAUGAAAAUCAAAAUAUCUAAAGACUUAAGCAUCCAUCUCUCAUCACAUCAAUAGCCAUUAGCAGCAAUAAAUUUGAGCCUUUUAAAGAGUAUAGCUAAACAGUAAUAAGAGAUAGCACAUACUCUGCUUCAUCUUCGAUAAUAUCUCACUUGCCACCUUAAAAUUCAUUCCAUAAAACCCCUGACGAGUUGAGAAUGCAAGAAUUUAACAAAUAUAGCAAUUAGCAAAAUUGCCCCUAGCAUUUUCUCGGAGACUAGAGUUCCUUUGUUGAAGAUGGAGUCCCAUAAACUGAAAUUUAUGAUUCACCAAAGGGUUCUUCUAGCAAACUGCCAGGAUUGGGUGGUGAUUCAGAUUAAUUUAAGAAAAGAGCUAAUUAUGUUAAUUAUUCAAAUGCUGGAGGAUUCAGCAAUGCAAUUGCAAACACCAAAUCUGAAUAAAAUAGCAACUCUGUAGUAUUCUCACCAAAAACGAGCAGCAUUCAUUUGAAGAAAAAUAACCUAUAUCUAUAGAAUAGUACCUCAAUGGGAUAUAAUUAACAUCUAAGAGUUGAGAGUCCAAAGCCAAAUAGUAAUUAACAAAGAAAAUCAAAAGGUGACCCCGGCAGAUACUCAUUUUGGAACACUAAAAGAAGUGAUUAAAAGACUCCUUCAAGUACCAAUAUAGACAUCAAUCAGGAUGGAUAAUCAAUCAAGACUCCUCGAGGCUCAGAGUUUUAUAAUGCCUUUGAAGAAGAAAAGAAUAACCCAGGGGAGAGAGCCGAGACUGAGGUGAAAGUAAAUGAGGAGAAGAUGCUUCUGAGCAAGAGUGAGAGGAAGCUGAAUAAAAUAUCAAAAGGAACUAAGGGUUCUCAAAGUUCAUCAUAUAACACUAAGAACUAAAAUCUUUAAAUAAGACUUACCAUAUCCUAAGCUAACAAACAGCAGUAGAGUUAGCAGUAGUACCAACACUAAUGA